Molecule: messenger RNA, 1116 nt
Organism: Alternaria metachromatica
Lineage: Eukaryota; Fungi; Ascomycota; Dothideomycetes; Pleosporales; Pleosporaceae
Exons: 3
Coding region: 1-1116 (371 amino acids)
Molecular function (GO): nucleic acid binding; zinc ion binding
Source: RefSeq, a predicted model, not a curated record
AUGUCACGGCAACUCAACAUGCGAGACCGCGCAGCAGCACAACCAGGUCCGUACGGUCCCAACAAUCCUCCACCGCCUCCGUCCGAGCCCCCACCGCGUGGACCCAGAGAACAGGGAGACCGGGGUAGAGGUGUUGACGAUGUCGAUGCUGCCUUCACCGAUAAGAAGGGUUGUUUUCGGUGUGGAGAGCAAGGACAUAUAGCUCGUGCUUGCAAGGUCCGAGUUGGUCAGAUCAAGACUGAUGCUGAGGUUGCUGCCGAUGAGGCGAAGGCUAUGGCUGGUCGAUACGGUGACCGCGACGACGAUAGGCAUUGGUCGCCCAGGCAGGAUGCUGCCUUCCGAAUCAGUCGCACGAGAGAUAUCAGCCGACUGGAAGCUCACAUCCAGCAAGCGUACGGCCAAAGUCAAGAUACGCAGCAACCUCAUCAGGAGCACUUCAGUGAGGCGCCUUCGCGUUCAGAGUACUUCGCGGAGGACGAAGUCGACUGGGACGACGACGCUCUAGAGACGGCCCACGUUGCUCCCGCGGUGAGAAUGAGUACCGGUCGGAAGAUACCACAGCCUGAGUAUCCGAGGCAUGAGGAGCCGUACCGCCAUUACGAAGGUCCAGAAGCGCAUACUCCGACCGUCCAGCAUGCGCCAAUUCAGUCGGUGCACCGCAGAUCCAGCCAAACGCCCAGUACAGCAAAGUCAGCCAAAGAGCCCAAGUUGGGCCUGCCGCACCUCCAAAACGCCGAGACAGCAGAGUUUCCACCGACCGUGCACGACCUCCGCGGCUACGAUUACCGUAUCUUCACCAUGUACGCGAGCAAGCCCAAGGCUCAGCGCUUUAUCAACGGUGCCAACGGCAAGAUCGCACCAGGCAUGUACGGCUCCGAGCAACGCCACGAUCUGGGCCUUUGCUUCACCACGUACCUUACGAAGAAACGUUGUGAGAUGGGAGUCAAGUGUCCCUGGCGCCAUCACCCGCUUUCGAACACUGAGAAGGCUUGGAUCAUAAAGUAUGGCAAACAGAAGGGAGAGGAGUUCAUCGAAAACGUAGAUCGGUGGUGGAACUUCCCCGAGACACCGGUGCCGGGUACUUCUAUGGAGGGCCUAGGCGACGGCGGGAACUAG